AGGAAGUAGCUCCACGAGAAUUUCUCUGCAGUCCCACAUUUUAAUAUUGCGCGUGCUGCAUUAAACGCAUAUGGUUAGAAAAGUCAUGUUUGUCAAACCACAUAGGAUGUUUACUGUGGUUUUAUUGUUUGUCUGUAGUGCCAGUGUUGAUCAAAUUCAGGGUAACAACAAUGGGAUGUUUAAAGACAUGACAUCACUACUUCCAACAAACACUAAACAAUUAAAUUAUGGCGUUGCUGUAACAAAUGUUGGUGAAGGUGAUGGACCAAUGGAAUGGAUUGUCGCUGGUUUUUCAGGCCCCAACUUUGUACUGCAGUUAGAUGUAACAACAAACAGGUUUACAAACAUUGCUCAACCUGGCAGCCCUUAUGAAGCACUACGUGACCCUGAUGGUGCAGCCAUUGGUGUUUGUGCCUGUGAUAUAGAUGGCGAUGGACUGGAAGAGAUCUAUUUUCUCAACACCAAUGAUCGGUAUUCAGGGCCAAAACUUGUCAAAGAUAAAUUAUUUAAGUGGCGCAAUGGAAAGUAUGAAGACUUGUUUGAAGAUGAGGUUAACAAAGAUGUAUCAGCAAUGUUUGCAGGCAGAUCAGUUGCUUGUGUGGACCGGACUGGAUCAGGAAAAUAUGGAUUUGUUGUGGCUACUUAUGCACAAAGAGGUUUGGGAAAAUUUGGACUCAUUGAAAUGGAUGUAAGUAGUCCACUGAAUGAUGCAGGCAAAGGUUUUGUUGUUCUUCAUAAUGUUGCAGAGUCUGUUGGCAUUAAUUUUUCUACAGGUGGUCGUGGUAUUGUUGUGGGACCAAUACUGGGUGAUGAUGGAUUCUCAGAUAUUUACUUUGUCAAUGAAGGCAACUCAAGAUUGGGAAAUAGGGGAGAUAAUGCCCUUUUUGAAAAUGAUGGACUAGGUCACUUUGAAAAUGUUGCUAAAACUGUCAAGCUAGAUGAUUUUGAGCCUGGUCGUGGUGUCACCAUAGCUGAUGUCAACAAUGAUGGAAAAACAGAUAUUAUUUAUGGCAACUGGGUUGGUCCUCACAGAGUUCAAAUUCAAGGAACAGAUGUCUCUGGAAAGCCUAGCUUUUUAGAUGUAGCCACCCCAGAGUUUUCAACACCCUCUCCCAUUCGCACUGUCAUUGCCGCAGACUUUGACAACAGUGGAGAUAUCCAAGUCUUUAUGAAUAACAUUGUCUAUUACAAUAUGGAUGCGAGCAACAAGUUGUUUAGAUUGAAAGCUAAUGGGCAGAGUGUGAACAUAGAAACAGAUGACAUUGGGGAUGCUGCAGAACCUUUUUUUUAUGGCACAGGUGCUGCUGUGUCAGAUAUCAAUGGAGAUGGUGUUUUAGAGCUUCUGGUUUCUCAUGGGGAGUCCAAAGAACAAGCUCUAACAUUGUAUCAUGUGGCUGGCAACAGAACAAGGGGAAACAAAUGGAUACGAGUUUUACCUCUGACACAAAAUGGAGCACCAGCCAGAGGGUCAAAGGUUGAAAUUACUUUGGCUGAUGGCACAAAAUUGACUCGCUUCUGUGAUGGAGGUUCUGGAUAUUUGUGUGAAAUGGAACCAGUUGCUCAUUUUGGUCUUGGUAACUCUGAGGCUACUUCAAUGAAAGUAACAUGGCCAGAUAAUCAUUUUUUAACUAAAACAUUGUCAUCAUCUGACUUAAACAAAAUGUUUAAGAUUUCUUUUACAGGAGAAAUAAAUGUUGUUAAUCCCUUGACUGGCAAUCUUGGUAUUUCAUCAACAUCUAAAGUAAUUACUUCGUCCUUGGUAUCACUACUGGUAUGUUUCUACUUUGUGAUAAUGGUGUACCAAGAUGUACUUGAAAAGUCUUUAUUAUAUAAGUGAAAAUUACAACAGAUAAUUGAAACUGCCUUUAGGUACAGAAGUUAUGUUUCUAAAAUAUUAUAAUCAUUUACGAUUAUAUAGGCUUAUAAAUAAAUUUAUUUAGCAACAAAAGUAAUCUAAAUGUUAUUAAAGUACCUUUAGUGUGAAAAAAACAACAUUAUAAUAGGUUGCAAAAUAUAAAGAUCAAUUGAAAAUUUAAAAAAAUGUU
Physella acuta is the source of this 2045-nucleotide messenger RNA. RefSeq names its product cartilage acidic protein 1. NCBI's taxonomy places the organism in Eukaryota, Metazoa, Mollusca, Gastropoda, Physidae. The record is from RefSeq and is a predicted model, not a curated record.